AUGAGUUAUGGAAUACAUUAUUCAGGGCAUCCAGCUGUGCUUGAGGGAUAUUGUGAUUCGAACUGGAUCUCUGAAGCAGAUGAUCUCUACGCCACAACCGGGCGGUGUUGCGUCGACCAUGGAGAGGAGAUCGGCACGCCAGAGCGUACUGCCUUCUCCAUCAAUGCGCUGGUUGCCAACUUUGUUGGCGCCGCUUCCCCGAGGAGAUCCAUUGUCAUGCAUGGCUGGGUCAGGCCGCCGGCUGAUUGCGUCAAGUUGGACGUCGAUGCUUCUUUUGAUGCUGACACUCUAUGCGGGACAGUUGGUGCAGUCAUUCGUGAUCAUGUGGGCGACUUUAUCGCUGCCACUGCUUGGAAGCUUGAUGUGGUCCAAGACGUGCUCUCGAUGGAGGCUCAUGCCCUCCGGAUCGGGCUGGAACUAGCGGCGCUCACUGGUUGUCACCGCGUAGCGGUGUGCUCCGAUAAUAUGGAAGUUGUCCAAGCCAUGAAUGAAGAUGGACAGAACUACUCCACUGCGGCAGCUAUCUUUGAUGAUUGUUCUAGCUUGGCUGCCGACUUCGCGAAGAUCUCCUUCAGGCACUGCCCUCGGGAAGCAAACAUGGUGGCAAACGAAUUGGCGGCUUUGGCAAAAAAUACACCUCCUUCCUCGUGGUUCCGUUCUCCCCCUCCUUGCAUUGUACCUCUCUUGCUCAAAGAUGUAGAUCUUAUUGUUAAUGAAUAA
Messenger RNA from Brachypodium distachyon (stiff brome), 720 nucleotides. RefSeq lists its product as uncharacterized. NCBI's taxonomy places the organism in Eukaryota, Viridiplantae, Streptophyta, Magnoliopsida, Poales, Poaceae. The coding region runs from base 1 to 720 and encodes 239 amino acids. The record is from RefSeq and is a predicted model, not a curated record. Gene Ontology annotation, molecular function: RNA-DNA hybrid ribonuclease activity; nucleic acid binding. The transcript has 2 exons.